Messenger RNA from Paramormyrops kingsleyae, 1829 nucleotides. Its product is annotated as thioredoxin-related transmembrane protein 2-B-like. Gene Ontology annotation, cellular component: membrane-bounded organelle. Lineage: Eukaryota; Metazoa; Chordata; Actinopteri; Osteoglossiformes; Mormyridae. Gene Ontology annotation, biological process: brain development. The record is from RefSeq and is a predicted model, not a curated record. Gene Ontology annotation, molecular function: disulfide oxidoreductase activity.
AUGGCGCUACUUACAACGUUCUUCGCCUUUCUCUACCACUUGCCGCGUGUUUACCAGUGGCUGCUGAAGCCGUAUUAUGUCGCCUCGCUGGCCAUGUCUGUCGCUUUCCUUGUGGUUCGGAAAACGCCGGGCAUCUGCGAACACCUGUCGUCGCAGCGAGAGGACGGGAACUCCUGUGACUUUGACUGGAGAGAGGUGGAGAUCCUGAUGUUUCUCAGCGCCAUCGUCAUGAUGAAGAACAGGAGAGCGAUCACUGUGGAACAACAUGUGGGGAACCUCUUUCUUUUCAGCAAAGUGGCAAACGUCAUCCUUUUCUUCAGGCUUGAUAUUCGCAUGGGCCUCCUCUACCUGACAUUGUGUAUCGUUUUCCUGAUGACAUGCAAGCCACCCCUUUACAUGGGCCCAGAGUACAUCAAGUACUUCAGUGACAAGACCAUAGACGAGGAGCUGGAGAAGGACAGCCGUGUGACAUGGAUCGUGGAGUUCUUCGCCAACUGGUCCCCCGAGUGCCAGUCCUUCGCCUCCGUCUUUGCAGACCUCUCACUCAAGUACAACUGUGCUGGACUCAAAUUUGGAAAGUUGGAUAUUGGCCGAUAUGGGGAAGUAUCCAAUAAGUACAAGGUGAGCACCUCUCCCCUCUCCAAGCAGCUCCCCACAGUGGUGCUCUUCCAGGGGGGGAAGGAGGUCUUCAGGCGGCCUCAGAUUGAUAAAAAAGGAAGAGCAGUGUCUUGGAGCUUCACAGAGGAGAAUAUAAUCAGAGAGUUUAACCUCAACGAGCUCUACCAGAAAUCCAAGAAGCUCUCUAAGGUGAGGGGAGAGAAAUCUGUGGAGUCUGAGAUUCCACCGGUGCAAGAAGAGAAUGAGGCAGAGAUGGAGAUCCAGGAGAGCAAGAAAGAUAAAUAGGUGAACACUGGAGACUGCACCAUGUCCUAUUGAAUGUGACAUCGCAGUGGGACUGGAUAGAAUGGGGAUUGAGGGGAAUUAGGUUCAAGUCUAAAACACAAUGCGAUUUUAAGACAAUUCUUAGCUGCACUGUACUAUUGUAAUUUCCUUAAUAGCUUAAUUGUAAAUCACUAAUUUCUUUGUGUAUUACUCUAAAACAUUAACUUGCAUGACUGUAAUUACUGAUCCAAAAUCGUUGUAAGCAAUCCUCUCUCCAUGUCCAGUCCCUUGUUAGGUCCAUCGUAGCUGUUCUGCACUGUGUGCCUGUUCUGGGUUUUUUGUGGGGGAGGGGAAAAAAAAACUCCAGUUAUACGGAGACUCAUUCCUAGAGGAGUAUUUAUACAGUGAAGUUGCUAAAGAAGUCUUACUACUAAAGGGUUUGGUUUGUAUUGUAGCAGUUAUGACUAUUAAUUAUUUAAUCUUUUGUAAUUAUUUAAUCUUAAGUAACUAAAGCAGGUACUAUCCAAUACACACUGCUAAUGUUUGAGGGAUGAGUUCAUUUGGCAAUACUGUCAUUUUCCUUUUUUUUGGGUGGCUAAUCCUGUACUGCUUCACAAUUGUCCAGUGAUUUCAAUCAGGUGCACAGCCUCCCUACAGCUGAGAAGGCAUAAGCUACAUUCUGUAACCUCAUGUUCACACACAUUGAUUUAUCCUGUAAUAUUACAAUGAUGGUCCUUAAGGAACACUCCCAAAAAUCAGUAUUUGGUACGGAUUGGUCACUCCUUACUCCUGUUACAGUGUAAUGAGCAUGAUUUUGUCAUGCAUACUCCCUGGUAUUGGGUCAUCAAACCUUUGUGGCUAUAGAGCAAUUGUAUAGGACCCUACACUACUGUAUGACAUGAGGUACCAUGAGAAUUUUUACUUCAUAUUAAAUUAUUACACCAUAA